AUGGCCACAAAAGUGGUGAACAUUAAUAUCGGUCUUUUGGGUCACAUCGACAGCGGGAAGACAUCUCUGGCCAAAGCCCUGUCCACCACUGAGUCCACCUCAUGCUAUGACAAGAACCCUCAGAGUCGCGAGAGAGGGAUAACCAUUGACUUGGGUUUCUCUUCGCUGUCGAUGUCGUGUCCUCGGCGUCUGUUGCGAGAGAUGGAGGGGUCGACGGGCCAAGAGUUGGCACAACCGAGCGAUUGGUGCCUUCAGAUGACAUUCGUGGACAGUCCCGGACACUCGUCGCUCAUUAAGACCAUUAUAGGCGGCGCACAGAUCAUCGAUCUUAUGGUUCUUGUGGUGGAUGUCAUGAAAGGCAUUCAGACGCAGACCGCCGAGUGUCUGGUCAUCGGAGAGAUUACUUGCGAUCAAAUGGUUGUCGUCUUAAAUAAAGUCGAUUUGAUUGAUGAGAAUAAGAGAGAGACAACCGUUGAGAAGAUGUCCAAAAAGAUUGCGAAGACGUUAGAGAAAACCAAAUUCAAGUCAUCGCCGAUCGUUGCAGUGGCCGCUCAUCCGAGUGAUGGCAGCGAUGGAAGCGCUACCAGUGAUGUCAAGCCCAUUGGGAUUCAGCAGUUGUUGGACACCAUUUGCGAUCAAAUUUCUUAUCCAAAGCGCAGUCCAAACGGAGAGCUAAUCCUUUCGGUGGAUCACUGCUUCUUAAUCCGUGGCUCCGGUACUGUUAUGACCGGAACUAUAAUCCAGGGAUCAAUUGCUGUCAAUGAUAAUAUAGAGAUCCCUUCCGUGAAAGCCAUCAAAAAAGUGAAAUCAAUACAAAUGUUUCACCAGAAGAUCGAGAGAGCCAUUCAGGGCGAUAGAGUCGGUGUUUGUGUCACACAAUUUGAUCCCAAACUCUUGGAACGAGGAGUCGUGUGUUCGCCCGGUUUCAUGAGUGGUGUCUAUGCGGUCAUCACAACCGUCAACACAAUUGCUUACUAUAAGGGAAAGUAUGCGACGAAAGCCAAGUUCCACAUCAGUGUCCUUCACGAGACUGUUAUCGCAAAAUCCACUUUCUUUAAGACAACGAAACCAAGCAAUUGGAUCCAAGGCUUUGAUUUUGACUCGCAAUACUCGUAUGAGGAUGAGUUGCCCGGUAACUGUGAUCCCAAACAAUAUUACGUACUCUUAGAGUUCGAGCGCCCAGUUAUCUUAAAUACCGGCGCCUUAUAUAUAGCGUCAAAGCUGGACACCGAUAUUCACGCCAAUGUCUGCAGACUUGCAUUCUAUGGCAAUGUGUUGAAGACAUUCUGUGAUAAGAAUUACGCGGAAAACGAUUUACAGAAUUUGAAAGUCGACACAAUCCGAGCAAUAAUUAAAAAAGAGCUUAAACUGCCUGUCAUUGAGAUCGCAGACCCGAAGGCCACUCUCGACGGCGGGGAUGUCUUAUUCACCGGACGCGAAAUAUUUGUGGGAUUAUCUCAGCGAACCAAUGAGUCCGGUGCCAGAGCUGUGGCCGCAGCCUUUCCUGAAUAUCCCGUCACUCCCAUCAGAAUCCCAAACAAAUUAUUGCAUUUAAAGUCAUGCCUAUCAAUGGCCGGUUCAGACAUUCUGUGUGUCAGCUCAUCACAAGAGGCACAAGAAAUUCUUAGACGAAUAGUACGUGAGGCCACUCAUCGAUACCAUACACUGACUGUUCCCGAGAACACGGCAGCAAAUACUCUGUAUAUUAAUGGAACUUUAGUUCACAGAUCAGAGUUUCCAAACUGUUGCGAAUUAUUUGAGAAUAAAAUCGAUUUCAAUAAGAUUGGGAUCAAGAUAUGGGAGCUCUCGAAGCCUGUGUCACAUCUGACCAGUCUAUCCAUACUCGUGAGGAAAGCCCGGCAAAUACAUACCAUCAUCAUCGAUCUUAUGGUUCUUGUGGUGGAUGUCAUGAAAGGCAUUCAGACGCAGACCGCCGAGUGUCUGGUCAUCGGAGAGAUUACUUGCGAUCAAAUGGUUGUCGUCUUAAAUAAAGUCGAUUUGAUUGAUGAGAAUAAGAGAGAGACAACCGUUGAGAAGAUGUCCAAAAAGAUUGCGAAGACGUUAGAGAAAACCAAAUUCAAGUCAUCGCCGAUUGUUGCAGUGGCCGCUCAUCCGAGUGAUGGCAGCGAUGGAAGCGCUACCAGUGAUGUCAAGCCCAUUGGGAUUCAGCAGUUGUUGGACACCAUUUGCGAUCAAAUUUCUUAUCCAAAGCGCAGUCCAAACGGAGAGCUAAUCCUUUCGGUGGAUCACUGCUUCUUAAUCCGUGGCUCCGGUACUGUUAUGACCGGAACUAUAAUCCAGGGAUCAAUUGCUGUCAAUGAUAAUAUAGAGAUCCCUUCCGUGAAAGCCAUCAAAAAAGUGAAAUCAAUACAAAUGUUUCACCAGAAGAUCGAGAGAGCCAUUCAGGGCGAUAGAGUCGGUGUUUGUGUCACACAAUUUGAUCCCAAACUCUUGGAACGAGGAGUCGUGUGUUCGCCCGGUUUCAUGAGUGGUGUCUAUGCGGUCAUCACAACCGUCAACACAAUUGCUUACUAUAAGGGAAAGUAUGCGACGAAAGCCAAGUUCCACAUCAGUGUCCUUCACGAGACUGUUAUCGCAAAAUCCACUUUCUUUAAGACAACGAAACCAAGCAAUUGGAUCCAAGGCUUUGAUUUUGACUCGCAAUACUCGUAUGAGGAUGAGUUGCCCGGUAACUGUGAUCCCAAACAAUAUUACGUACUCUUAGAGUUCGAGCGCCCAGUUAUCUUAAAUACCGGCGCCUUAUAUAUAGCGUCAAAGCUGGACACCGAUAUUCACGCCAAUGUCUGCAGACUUGCAUUCUAUGGCAAUGUGUUGAAGACAUUCUGUGAUAAGAAUUACGCGGAAAACGAUUUACAGAAUUUGAAAGUUUUCAAAAUGAAGUCAAAAGAGGGAAUCGUUGAAAGGGUUUCCAAUGAAUACGAAGUGAUAGUCAAACAUUUGCUCAAAAAAGAGACAAACGUCCAGAAGUUCGUGGGUUUGAAAGUAGUGUUGAGUCCAUCGGGAGAGGAGGGUGUGAUUGAGGGCGGGUUCGGUCAGAGCGGAAAAGUCAAGAUUCGGAUCCCAAACGGAAUUCAAGACAAGAGUCUAUUGACGACAACGAAGAGUAAGCGAACGGCCGGUGAGACGAGUGAUAAUAAUAAGACGAAUGCAAAUAAUACACAAAUUAAGGCUUUAUUACAUUUUAAGCGAUAUAUCUAUGAUUCACAUAAGAAAAUGAUACAAAACUGA
This is a messenger RNA of Oppiella nova, 3249 nucleotides long. NCBI's taxonomy places the organism in Eukaryota, Metazoa, Arthropoda, Arachnida, Sarcoptiformes, Oppiidae. The record is from the annotation of a GenBank genome assembly.